UCCCCGUUUUAAGCAUAUGCGAGACCAAUACGAUUGAGCAUAGCAAGCGGGCAAAUGCAAUGCAAUGCAAUGCAGGGCUACCGACUUGUCUUAUCCUCGAGAGCUCUAGUUGAUGCCGAGCUUCUUCUCUCCGCCUUUCAAUUCGUUCAAUCUUAUACCCAAACCUCUUUUAUUUUACUCUUCAACCUCUUUCUAGGUUAUACCAACGAUUGUACUCCGCUCGCCCACUUGGAAAUAUCUGAGCUUUACUUCAACCCCGCCAUCACCACCGCCGACUUCUUACAACAACUCAAACACUAACAACAGCUAACAUGGCGGACAAGACUCAAGAUACUCACACGACACCCGUCGGUCCCUCAUACCGCACUCACCAGCAGAAGCCCAGUGCCACCGUCUCUGUCGACGUCAAGCUAGACAAUGUCCAUGUUCUGUCGCAGACCCCUCAGCUCAUUGCCCUACUGUCGAAAAUUCGUAGCAAGGAGACCGAGAGAGCAGACUUCAUCUUCUACUCCAACCGAAUCAUUCGAUUGCUAGUUGAGGAGGGUCUCAACCACUUGCCUGUCAUUGAGCACACUGUCACUACACCCAUUGGCCGAAACUACAAUGGUCUCAUGUUCCAGGGCAAGAUCUGCGGAGUGUCCAUCAUGAGAGCUGGUGAGGCUAUGGAGCAGGGUCUCCGUGACUGCUGCCGCUCUGUUCGUAUUGGAAAGAUCUUGAUCCAGCGUGAUGAGGAGACGGCCCAGCCCAAGCUGUUCUACGAUAAGCUGCCCGAGGAUAUUGCUGACCGAUGGGUGCUUCUUUUGGAUCCUAUGUUUGCUACUGGUGGCUCUGCUACCAUGGCGGUUCAAGUUCUCAAGGCCAGGGGCGUCCCUGAGGAGCAUAUCCUGUUCCUCAACUUGAUUGCAAGCCCCGAGGGUGUCAAGAACUUCUCUGCCAAGUUCCCCCGCUUAAGGGUCGUGACAGCUUUCAUCGAUGAGGUUUGUCACACCGCCUGCAUGUACUGUCGCAACGUAUUGGCUAACCGGGCAUUUCUAGGGCCUCGACGAGAAGAAGUAUGGAUGCUCAACUCCGAUGACACAUGAUGUGCUGACCAAUCAACAG
Molecule: messenger RNA, 1101 nt
Organism: Fusarium verticillioides 7600
Lineage: Eukaryota; Fungi; Ascomycota; Sordariomycetes; Hypocreales; Nectriaceae
Product: uracil phosphoribosyltransferase
Exons: 3
Coding region: 312-1082 (256 amino acids)
Source: RefSeq, a predicted model, not a curated record